This is a messenger RNA of Chlorocebus sabaeus (green monkey), 801 nucleotides long. The record is from RefSeq and is a predicted model, not a curated record. NCBI's taxonomy places the organism in Eukaryota, Metazoa, Chordata, Mammalia, Primates, Cercopithecidae.
AUGUCCGUCUGCUCCAGUGAUCUGAGCUAUAGCAGCCGGGUCUGCCUGCCCAGAUCCGGUGACUCUUGCACUGAUUCCUCCUGGCAGGUGGACGACUGCCCAGAGAGUUGCUGUGAGCCCCCCUGCUGCGCCCCCAGCUGCUGCGCCCCAGCCCCCUGCCUGACCCUGGUCUGCACCCCAGUGAGCUGUGUGUCCAGCCCCUGCUGCCAGGUGGUCUGUGAGCCCAGCCCCUGCCAAUCAGGCUGCACCAGCUCCUGCAUGUCCUCGUGCUGCCAGCAGUCUAGCUGCCAGCCGGCUUGCUGCACCUCCUCCCCCUGCCAGCAGGCCUGCUGUGUGCCCGUCUGGGCUUGCUGCACUCUCUCCCCCAGCAGGCUCGCUGUGUCCGUCUGCUGCAAGCCUGUGUGCUGUGUGCCCACUUGCUCUGGGGAUUCCUCUUCAUGCUGCCAGCAAUCUAGCUGCCAGCCGGCUUGCUGCACCUCCUCCCCCUGCCAGCAGGCCUGCUGUGUGCCUGUCUGCUGCAAGCCCGUCUGCUGCAAGUCCCUCUGCUGUGUGCCUGUGUGCUCUGGGGCUUCCUCACUCUGCUGCCAGCAGUCUAGCUGCCAGCCGGCUUGCUGCACCUCCUCCUGUUGCAGACCCUCCUCCUCUGUGUCCCUCUUCUGCCGCCCCGUGUGCAGGUCCACCUGCUGCGUGCCCGUCCCCUCCUACUGUGCCCCCACCUCCUCCUGCCAGCCCAGCUGCUGCCGCCUGGCCUCCUGCAUGUCCCUCCUCUGCCGCCCCACGUGCUCCUGCCCGACAUGCUGA